This is a messenger RNA of Chlamydomonas reinhardtii, 2915 nucleotides long. RefSeq lists its product as uncharacterized. The transcript is spliced from 5 exons. NCBI's taxonomy places the organism in Eukaryota, Viridiplantae, Chlorophyta, Chlorophyceae, Chlamydomonadales, Chlamydomonadaceae. The record is from RefSeq and is a predicted model, not a curated record. Bases 173 to 2104 code for a protein of 643 amino acids.
GCUACUUCACCUUAGUUAUCUCGCCAAGCAGGUCCCCAAAAGCUGGGCCGUUGCGCAGACCGCACUCUUUUCACCUCUGCGUAGAUGCACUUCCUUUACUGUACACUUCGUUUCUAGCUGCUAAGCCAGACUCUAAAGGCUCCAAAGGGCCCGCACGCCGCUCGCUGGCAAUAUGACGGGAACCAGUCAUGCUGCCAAGAAGAAGCAACAACACUUGGUGCCAAUCACACGGGAGUUUCUUCGAGAGUUCUACCGACAGUACCCGCUAGAGCCGGUGCCUGGCGCGGUUCGGGACUCGCAUGUCAAGGCAAUCGAGGAGCUGGAGCGGGUCGUCACCAAGCCCGGCUCGAAGGUGCCACAGGAAUUCUACAUGGAGACACCAACGCGUAUUGAUGAUUGCUUCUGGCGCAGCCGUAUGAUAUGCGAGGAGCUGGCGCUAUCCGUAUCUCGGAUAAAGCAGGGCUUAGCGCCCGCCGGCGGCCCUGCGGCAGUGGAGGUGGCGGCAGUGUGCGACCGCAUGCAGGCGCUGCUGGUGCAGGCGGAGCGGGACGUGUGGACCGUGCAGGAGACGAACACGGCCUCUGUGCGGCAGCAGCUAAAGCAGUUUAUCCCCCAGGACUUCCGCGGGGCUCUGCUGGAGCGGCAGCGAGUCGCCGGUGAGGCCAAGUACAAGAAGCAGAUCGAUGACCUGGUGAAGCGCGGCGGCACCAUCCGCUCGCGCUACGACCUGUACCUGCAGCACCAGUGGGAGCGGCGCCAGUCGCUGGUGCAGCUGGGCGAGUGCAGCGGCGUCUACAAGAUUGUCAUCAAGUUGGUUGCAGGCAUCCCGCAGGUGCUGCUGGACUUCGCCAAGGAGAUCAACGCCAAGCUGGGGCCCAUGGAGGAGCAGCGCAUCAAGUACGGCCCCGACCUGUACGGCAUCACAACGCUGGGCCUUCGCCUCACCGUAUGCCUGGCGGCCUGGGCGGAGGCGGCGGGCGGGGUGGGCAAGGGCGGCGUGGCGACGCCGGCGGCAAGCGCCGCGGCGCCGCACCUGGCGGCGGUGGUGGAGCCGGCAGUGAAGUUCUAUGUGGAGCAGAUGCUUCGCGUGAUCAAGUUCAUUGGGAACGUAUUCCAGCACUCGCCCUUUAUCCUGAGCAAGGAGGACCUGGAGCACGGCGGCGCGGCGGCGGCGGCGGCGGCAACCGGGGGCUCGGCCAACGGUGACCAUCACGGUCCGGAGUCUGCGGCCGUCAGCGCUACCAGCGGCACAGCAGCUGUGCACUCGGCGAUUGCCGACCUGGUGGCCGCGAAAGAGGUGGCAGGGGCUGGGCUGGCGGAGGUUAAGACGGCGACGCCGGUCACCUCGACAAGUGGUGCGGCACCAGCGGCAACACACGCGGCCCUUGACACGGGCAGCUCGGGUGGCAGGGCUGUCAGCAGCGUGGGCGCGAGCACCAGCGCCACCGCGGUGGGGCUGUCGGGCGCGGGGUCGCUAGUGGCGCCAGCAACUCCCGCCGCCACGGCUCCGGACGCGGUCGGGCGCGGCACGGCGCUAAAUCCGAGCGGCUUCAUUGCUUACCUCACCGCUCCGGCGGCAGCCAGCGCGCCUGCCCUGCUGCCACAGCACGCGUCGCAGGCUGAGUCGCAGUCCCACUCGGGGACGCUGCCGCCGCGGCACACGCCGCUCAGCCGCCACGACACGCCGGCGCCCACGCACCUGGUGCCCUCGCCCAAUGGCCGCGGCCUGGUGACGCCUGAGGCGGCGCUGCUGCCCAGCCCUGGCGCGCACCGCACCUACAACGCCCAGGCGGGUGCCACCUCGGGCGGGUACGGCCGCACCUCCGCCAACGGCGGUCGCGUGUCCCUCACGGGCGACUCGCAGUGCAGCUUCACCUCCGCGCCGGAGGACGCGCCGUGGCACCAUCCGGAGGCGGGGUACCACGAGACGGCCGCUGACGGCGGACUGGGCAUUGGGCAGCUGUUCCUAGGCUGCUUGGGACUGGGUAGCCACGGGCGGGCAGGUGCAGGCGCGGGGCCUGGGGCGACAGCACCGCCGCCGGCGAACGGGCACCCCCUAGCGGGUGACAAGGCGGGGCAGGAGCUGGGGCCGAUUGCCGAGUGAGGAGGCGAGGGCGCAGCGGAGGUGGUGCGUGCGGUACUGUGCGUUGCAUGGGCGAGCUGCCAAGCCGGAUGCAUGAGCGGUGAGGAUCAUGGUGAGUGACGUGGGUGGCUGAGAGCGCUGCCGCAAGCGCAGGUCUAUGGGAUUUGCGGGCUGUGCGACUUGUGAGUGAACGGCGCGCUUACUUCGUAAUGGCGUGUAUGGCUUGGGUGGGGCCAGGGUCAUGCGAACGCUGGUAUGCAAGCAAGAGAAGGCAUUAUAUGUUAUGACGAGUGCGCCUGGUGCAAGGUGUGGAGCUGCCACGCCGUCUGGCAUGACAGAAACACUUGGACGGUGAUAUAAUUAAGCACACCUCGCAUACUUGUGCAUUCUUGCUGUACUGUUUUGCAGUAGGGUGACAGCAACCUGGCCACGCUGGUAGGGUCAUGCGAGAGCGUCUUAGGAGAUACUGUGUAGCGAAAGACCCGGAACACAGGCGUGCGUCCGUGCGGUGAGCACUGAAGUAGCGCAGUACAGGGGUGCGUCGCAUGCGUGCUCGGGACGAAGAAUGUGUAUUGGGCUAUUGGCUGUAGGGCUUGUCACAGAUGCAUCAAGUGUUAUUUGUGCGUAGGUAGGAUCGCAUGGAGCUUGAGAUUGCCAAUGUGAAGCAGGCCUGCUCUUAUCAAACUGGCUCGGAAAAGGCAGACUGGCCAGGACUGGCAGAGCGAAUGGCUGGCCCCAUGCAAGUACGGUGGGGCCAAACCGACGAAAUCGGUUGGGGUCGGGCCGUCCCGGCGCCGCGCAGCGAUGGCCGCUGGUGUAAUCAUUCACGCUA